Ilex paraguariensis (yerba mate) is the source of this 450-nucleotide messenger RNA. NCBI's taxonomy places the organism in Eukaryota, Viridiplantae, Streptophyta, Magnoliopsida, Aquifoliales, Aquifoliaceae. The record is from the annotation of a GenBank genome assembly.
AUGAUUUUCACCAUCCCUGUUGUUGUUGAAAGAACGCUGGUUGUGGAACCUACCCACACGUCCGUGAGGUUCAGUAGCCAUAUUGGCAGAUCCAAUGGAGAGAUCAAUGGCGGAGGUUUGCUGCUCAUGGCAAAGUUCAAAGCUCAGGAGAUGAGCAAAGGCAUCUACCAGGCAAAGGCAUCUGCCAGGGAUGAGAGAGAUGUGACUAUGGAGGUACAUGAGAAAUUCAGAAUCUCGAAGAGGUUCACCUAUGGCUGCAAGAGUAUCCACAGAGAAAACAUGCGCUCAAGGGCACACUACACUACUCUGGAGGUUUCAAGACCGACCAUGUUAAGAGGUGCUGUGAGGGUAGAAGUUUGGGACGUUGUAGAGGAGGAGGAUGAGAUUAAUGAGACUGCAGGUGUGGUUGAGGCCAUUGAAAAAUUUUGGACAUUUGUUGAUAGGCUCUGA